AUGAGCGGGACCCCAAGUCAAGGGCCUGGGCUGCGGUACCCGUCGAAUAAAAAGAGCAUAUAUGACAGGAACCUGAAUCGGAGCAAGAAUGCGGAGCUUAGCAGGGCGGCGUUUGCGUACCUCUUCAUUGAGAUGAUUGCGUAUGCGCAGAAGGGCGCGAAGGAUGUGGGGGACUUGGAGCAGAGGCUGAAUACACAAGGCUACCCAAUUGGCCUCCGCCUACUCGACCUGCUCCUCUCCCGCACCGCGAACCCCCUCGCGAGCAUCCGACCUACGCGUAUCCUGCCUCUCCUCCAAUUCAUUGCACAACAACUAUACCGCUACCUAUUCGGUCGACCUGCCGAUGCAUUAGAAAAGUCUGGCACCGACCCAGGACAGUACAUGCUCUUUGACAACGACCCCAUGGUCAACCAAUAUAUAAGUCUGCCCAAAGAACUAUCGAGUCUGAACUGUGCGGCUUUUGUAGCGGGUAUAAUUGAGGGUGUUUGCGACGGUGCGGGGUUUCCGACCGAGGGCGUGACAGCGCAUAGUGUGGGCGAUGAGGAAGGCAAGGGCCUCUGGCCGGGAAAGACUGUCUUUCUGAUCAAGUUCAAGCCUGAGGUAUUGGAGAGGGAGGAGAUACUGGGCAGGGGUGGGGGUUGA
Alternaria rosae is the source of this 642-nucleotide messenger RNA. RefSeq names its product trafficking protein particle complex subunit 5. The transcript is spliced from 2 exons. Gene Ontology annotation, biological process: endoplasmic reticulum to Golgi vesicle-mediated transport. NCBI's taxonomy places the organism in Eukaryota, Fungi, Ascomycota, Dothideomycetes, Pleosporales, Pleosporaceae. The record is from RefSeq and is a predicted model, not a curated record. Bases 1 to 642 code for a protein of 213 amino acids. Gene Ontology annotation, cellular component: TRAPPII protein complex; TRAPPIII protein complex; TRAPPI protein complex.